UCGAACAUUGCUAUGAUAACAAACAUUUCAGAAAUAUUUUUAAAUUAAUAGUAAAAAAUUAAAACAAAACCAGAUCUAGACCUUUAAUACAGAGUUUGUUCAGUGUGUUAAAAUGUGGUUGAUAUUGUACAUGUAAGUGUCAGAAAAGAAUGAAAAUUACUUUGGCACAUCUGAUAGUGCCAAAAGAAAAUAUAUACAUUUACAUUUCAGUUCAUCUUCAUUUGUUACAUUCAUUUGUUGCUGUCAUGAAUAUGAGUAAUUCUGUCCUUUCUAAACUUGUUUUAGCCUUCAUGAGAUACAGUGUAUGUGCACUUUUUCUAUGCUUAUAAUGUUUAAAUUACUCUGUUACAGAUGAGUGUUUGUUUUUAGACUACACCCUUUGAUGACAAUUAUUGUUUGAUGGGCUAUCAUGGCAGAGGUCAAUGUAAGAGUGGCAGUCAGGGUUCGGCCCCUCUUGCCAAAAGAACGACUUGGUGGGGAACAGAUGUGUGUGCGGGUCAUUCCCAACACUAACCAGCUGAUUGUUGGCAAGGAUCGUGGCUUCACAUUUGACAAUGUCCUGUCUGCAAAGUCCUCACAAGUGGAGGUUUACCAGACAUGCGUUGAACCACUGGUGAAAAGUAUUUUUGAAGGAUACAAUGCUACAGUGUUUGCAUAUGGACAAACAGGGUCUGGUAAAACAUAUACCAUUGGCGGCUGCAAUCUUUCUGCCAUCCCAGAUGAGGAAGUUGGAGUUAUUCCCAGAGCACUCACUCAGAUGUUUAUCAUGAUGAAGGCCAAUGACCAGAUAGAGUACCUAGUGAAGGUGUCAUACAUAGAGAUCUACAAGGAAGAACUACGGGAUCUGCUCGACCUGGAGACAUCUAACAAAGACCUUCAUGUCCGAGAGGAUGACCAAGGAAACACAGUCAUUGUUGGGGCUCGAGAGAUUGAGUGUGAGACCCUGGAUGAAGUCGUGUCCCUCCUGCAGUCUGGGUCAAUGGCACGCCACACUGGCUCCACGCAGAUGAAUGAACAUUCCAGUCGAUCGCAUUCCGUUUUCACUGUCGUUAUCGAUCAAAAGUGGUCUGAAAGUGAUGACAGAAAAUCCCAGAUAGAUUCAGAUAGCGCUGGUGAUUUUUUGGAAGAAGUACCAAUUACGCACACAAUGUCAGGAAAGUUCCACUUUGUAGACCUUGCGGGGUCAGAGCGAGCUCACAGGACCGGGAAUGUGGGAGAUAGGUUCAAAGAAUCUAUUCAUAUUAAUACUGGCCUACUUUCCCUGGGUAAUGUAAUUAGUGCUUUGGGUGAUCCUAAGAAAAAAGCCACUCACAUUCCGUACAGAGACUCGAAGAUUACCAGGCUACUAAAGGAUUCUCUUGGUGGCAAUGCCAAGACAUUGAUGGUUUGCUGUAUUAGUCCUGCAUCUGUUAACUUUGAUGAGACUCUAAAUGCCCUGAAAUACGCAAACAGGGCAAAGAACAUCAAGAAUAAGCCAAUAGUAAACCGUGACAUCCAGUCUAUUCGAUUUGAAGAAAUGCAGAGUGAAAUUAAGGCCUUGCGUGAAGAGCUAGCACGACAGAGGACGUCAGUGCUCAGUGUUAUAGGGGGCGAUAUUAACAUAGAAAAAGCCCAGCAAGACGCAGACAGCAUCAGGGAGCUGGAAGAUCAAGUCAUCAAGUUGCAGACUGAAUGUUCUCAUUACCGAAUGGUAUCGGAGGAAGCCUACAGACAGUUGCUGGACAUUCAAGACAGAAACAUUCUGUCCAAGAGUCUAGACAUACGGCUAAAAGAUUGGCUGGAUCUCAUGGAAGAGCUGAAGAACAAAGUACCACGAUCACUUACAAGAGAAAGUUUGGAUAAUCAGACAAUAACCACCUUGACAUCAGAACUUAAAAAAUGCAAGGAAGACUUAAAAAGUGAUGAAGAAAUAUUUGCAGAAAAGUCCAGAGAAACGAGCCACUUACUGGAAAGAAUACAAGAACUGGAGCUGGAAGUGGAUGCGAGCUACAAGUUUCUGAAAACUGCCGAGGAGCAACACAGACUUCAGGAGCAGAGGAUGCUAGAGCAGCAGCUUCAGAUUCAGGAACUACAGCGCACUCUGAGGAACAAUCUGGUGGGUGACAGCAGUAUAAUGGACAAUGCCACAGUGACGUCCAGUGCUCCACCAACUACUGGAAGACGGCCCAAAUCAGUUCCUGUACACCUCCACCGCAACCAUGAAAAGCAUGGCUCACUCCUGCGUCCCCCAUCACGCCACAUCAAGAGCAGCCCGGCGCUGUUUUCUCUGGAGCGAGUGAUGCAGAGUUUCCGCGCCCGCAGCCAGCUUCUUGUCAGUCGGCUAGAGGACAGUGACGAGGUCCUCCAUCAAACAUUCAGUGACGAAAACCUGCCCGAGAGUGUAACCAAUUUAACUGACAUAUCACCACUUGUCCGUCGUGGCACGUACCGAGUGAAGAAACAGGUGCGUGGCGAUGACAAUAAAGAAAACCGUCUGUCAAUUGAUUCACUUCCAGAUGUGAGAAGAAGCAUUCCAGUGACCAGCAUCCGGUCGAGCACGCGGAUUCUGGAGAGUAUUGACUGCAUGGAAAGACAGUCACAGGAGAGCAGACUCAUCAACAUCGAGACUCGCAACAGCACUGAGUUACAGAAGAAGAAGAUUAAACAGGCACAGUUCAAGGUGCUCGAGUCAAACCAGAAGAUGAGGGAUCUCGCUAUUAAUAUACGAAUGAAGGAACAGUUGAUCAGAGAGUUGGUAAAGAGCGGCAAGGAUGCUACCACAAUGAACAAGCAAUAUGCUGAGAAAGUCCGGGCAUUGGAGAGGGAAGCAGACCAGGUUAAAAUGGAUCUUGUUGAAACGCAAAAGGCUCUGCAGGACCUUGAAGCAAAAGAAAUACAAGAAACGGCAGAAAAACAAAAACUACAACAAGAUUAUCACAAGAAAAUAGAAGCAGCAAAAAUGAAGAUGACGGCGCUGCAAAAGAAGCAGAAGGAAACGGAAAAGGUGGUUAAUUUUGCCAUACAGAACGAGAAAAAAAUACAAGAUCUGGAAUUGGCCGUGGAUCGCAUGAAACAGCAUUACGAGAAUCUUCAGAAGAAGUUUAAAGACGAAACUGAGCAGAAAGCUAAAUUAGAGCGAGAAAUGCAAAAAGAGCUUCAGCGAGUCAAAGAACUGGAACUGAAGAAUGAACAACAGCAGAAAAUACUUAGACGUAAGAAUGAAGAAAUAGCUGCAGCAAACCGGAGGUUACGAUCUGGAUCAUUGCCACCCAUCAACAUGCAAGACUAUAGUAAGCUUGAGGAACAGAAAAAAUGGGUCGAUGAAGAGAUAGAGAAAGUACUACACAUGAGAAAACAAAACGAGGAACUGCAAGAAGAGCUGGUUCGUAGAGAGGCCAUUGUAGCUAAGAAGGAGAACAUGCUGGCAGAGAAGAGUGAGCUGGAGAUCAAGAAGCUGAGGUCAAGUCAGAUGAUGAGUCAGGAUCUUGUGAAAAUAUCUGCUAAGUUAGAUACGGUGGACAAAAAAAUAGAGGAGAAGAAGAAAGAGUUGGCAGAAACACCAGAAGAACAGAAGAAGCAGCUGAAAGAAGAUAUUGCUCAUCUGAAACACACUCGCGAGAAGCUUAGAAAACAGAGGUCAGCCAUGGAUGAAAAGAUUCACGAGGGUCAGGUGUUGUCCCCCAAAGAGGAGAGAAGAUUAAUUGAAUUGGAUGAAGCGAUUGAAGCCCUUGAUGCAGCCAUUGAGUUUAAGAAUGACAACAUUGAAAGCAAACAGAUGGAUCUACGCCAGUCACAGCUGUUGGCACAGAGUGAAGAUAACUUGAUGAAUCGUCUGAACUCUUUGUCACUAACUGAAACGAAGACGUUACUUUCCAAGUAUUUUGAUAAAGUUAUCAAUUUGAGGGAAGGGGAACGCAGAGUUAACCUUCAGUGCAGUGAGAUGGAGGUGAAGGUGGAUGAGCAGGAGCGUGUGAUUCGAGAGCUGGAUGCAGCUCUACAGCGUUCGGUAAUGGAGACGGAUCGCAAGCUCAUGUUCCAGCAGAAGGAAUAUGAACAGAAGAUGCAGAUCUUGAUGCACCAGCUGGCCGAGGGAAGUCCAGACAAUGGUGGUGCUGAUUCUACUCAUAGCCUCAAAAUGCAUCAGCUUGAAAAAGAGCUAUACUACUACAAGAAGACAAGUCGGGAUAUGAAGAAGAAGCUUCGUGAACUGAUAUCGGCUGGAGUUCUCAGUUCACAAGGUUUUGAAGACUUUAACGUUGGGAGUUCCAUACAGAGUACCACGGAUCAGGCCUCUGUCAAACACAACGGUACGCCACGUGACCGGCCCGGUCUUCUCACUGGAUCAAGGGACAAAAUGGGCUACAUUCCCACUCCAAGGGAAAAGUCCAGUUAUGUGGGAACACCAACAGAUGUCAUGUCUAGUCGAGAAUCAAGCCAGGUGGGUGUCAGGGAUCUGGACACUGCAGGUUCACGUCCCACUUCUUCACGCAUUGUUCUCAAAUCCAACAACGACCUCCCUCAAAGUAUUACUCCCGUUAAAAUCUCACGAAAAGAUCUCCGUCCAAUGAGCGAGGAGGAAAUAAACCUGCGGCGGUCGAAUCUCAGCAAGAAUAAUGAUUCAACAACACUGCAAGAUUCUCUGGACAAUGGUAACCCAUGGUCAUGAAGAGACUGCAUAUAGAAUUGUUGAGAAAGAGACUGCAUGGACGAGUGUCACUAGCUCAUGUCCAUACUGAUAGAGACCUCCUCUCCCCUGUGUUUAAUGCAUUGACAGAAGUAUUAUCCUGAUGUACACAUUGAUAAUAAUGCAUUUUCUGGCUAUUAACAUCUAUAAUAGUUUUACAUGUUACAUUUUUAUGCCGUGAGUACGAGAUUGUAUUGAGGGAAGUGAGUGCUACAAUUUGUGUGUCAGUUAUAAGCUCAUAACUUGGAGAUAAUUUCUUACUUGCAUUGAAGAAGUAAACAUUCCAUGACUUUUACUGUGCGUGACAGUGUGUGUUUAAAAUGAUGCUUGACACGAGAGAUGCAUGUUGUGUGUUUCACUUGGUGGAAUUAACAUAUUUCAUUUCAACCAUGUUUUGUACAUGGUCUUGUAAAUAUGUUAGAUAACAUCAGUGAGAUAUUUUCAGUCUAGUUUUUAUAAAGCUACACUUAUAGCAUCUUUCACAGAUUGCUGAAAUGGGACAGAAUAAAUCUUUUUAAAAUGUGAUAGAUUAAUAUAAUUUUUGAGGAAAUACAUCUGUUAGUUGUGAUUCUGGAUUAGUGUGUAUUUAUUAACUUAUUAACAUAUCUUAGGACUUCGAUUUGCUGCUUUAUUAAAAGCACAUUUCGUUGAUUAGUAUAUGCUAAAGGCAAAAGUUUUUCAUUUUAUGAGAUCCUCCCCUUGGUCCAGACAUCUGGAAAUGUGUUCUCAGUGUUCAACUGGAAUGAUUUGUUUUGUAAGGAGCUUAUGAUAAGUCAUUCAAAUUCAAAUAUUCGAACCAUCCUGUGGGCUGAAUAUAGGUCAGUGGUAGGGUCCUUGUCUGAGGGAGCCCUAUUGGGUUUUCCUCAUCUCAUCUGUCCCUCUUGACUGGUAUAUCAAACACUCUGGUAUGUACUGUCCUGUCUGUGGGAACGUACAUAUAAAAGAUCCCAUGCUAUUAUUCAGUAGCAGUAGUUUAUAUGGCAGCAGUGAGUUUUCUCUCACUACCUAGACCAAGUGUCAUAAUAAUAACCAUAGUUUAAAUGUUCUGAGGUGUAGUUAAACAGACAUUCCUUUCUUUUCUUUUUCAGUCAUCCUUUAAGCCUUCUCAAGUCAUUUUGGUUUUUUCACUAGCAUGUUUGACAAUAUAUUUCAGCCACAUCCUUCAAAUAGUUGCUUCAAGUUGCACUAUGAGAACACAACAGUUAUGAGUCAUAUUGGAUUUUCAUAAUGGAUAUCGCCAGCAUUGUGGAUGGGUUUUUUUUUUAUAAUAUACUAUAUCAGACUAUAUUGUAUGCAGACCAUCAAUACUAUCAACUAGUCAUAGGUGAUGAGCUAGCUGGUUUCCAGCCUGUUUCAUUUGUCUAUUAGGAUGGUGUAACCACAGUAACGUGUUGAUCGAAAGUACUGUCAAAUACUUGAUUUUUGUGGGAUUCAGUUUUUGCAAUUUAAUGAAAAUAAGUCAGUUCUCAAGCAUUUAUUUUUGUGAAUCCCUACUUCCCUCAGUUAAAAAAAAUUAAGUACUGAAGCAACUGCCAGAGGGUCUUGGGUAAUCACAGCUGUGUAGGUAUUUUAAAAGUGGACUGACUAUUAGUUUUAAAAAACAACAACUAUAUUUAAACAUUGUUAUCUCAAUGCUAGAAGAAAAAAAGCAAACACUGGUAGCUGGCAAUGAACAUAGAUAGUUGUUAGACUAGUGUUCCGUUAUGUUGAGAGUCCAUUUCUUCACCUCGAGAUACCCUGAGUUGACUUUGACUAACUAUUUGCUACUUGGUUGACUUUAUAGUUGUGUGUUGUACUGUAUUACUGUGUAUUACAGUAAUGGUAACUGACAGUCGGAUGUCCAUGUACUUAAGGCUCAUUAGCAUGAAUGAUAUGAAUAUUCAUAACUUUAUUUUAUGCAGAUAAGUGACUUUUUUGCAUCUUCAUUUAGUAGUAAUAGUCACUAUAGUGGCAUACUAUCAAUUGCACUAUCAGUCUGUCAGUAGUAGAAGAAAAACAAUAUUUAAUUUUUUUUAUGGGGACAUAAAUUUAGAACUAGGAGUCACAAAAUAUAUAGUGUGUGAGGAAAUCCAUCAUGUAAGUGAAUGGAAAUAUUUUAUUGAUUAUUGUUGCAUGUUAUUUAUGAAUUAGUAAAUGCUAUUCUAUCAAUGGACAGGACAAGAUGAAUUGUUUUGCAGGACGUAAAUAUUAUAGGCUUCAUAACACAUCUUUGAUAAUAAAACUUGGUUGAUUCUGUAUAUCAUCAUCAUUUUUUGUUACUACAUACAUCAGAUAUGGUAUAAACUGUCCUGUAUUAAGCUGAUGCUAGUUUAGGGUUUGGUACACUAAGUAAUAUUGAUGUUUAUGGUAUUGCUAUGUGUGAGUUUGGCAUCAUGCCAUUCUAACUGAUUCAGACGAUAGGGCACAUUGUAUAAGGUCUGUACUAAGAAAUAAAAAUGUAUUUUUAGAUUUCAGUGAUCUGAUUUGUGUCAGUUUGGCUCAUAGGUGUUGUUUUGAUACAUAGAUAAGAUACGCUUGUAUAUGUAACAUACUGGUAUACUGUGACUGUUAGUAAGAGAAUAGGGCACAUUGUUGUGAAGUCAAUACCAUUUAUAUUUUACAGGAAAUAUGCCUUAAUCAGGAAUUUUGUGUAAUGUUGUUUUUUAAAUUAGAAAAUAUGCAGAAUUACAGAAAAUUCUAGGAAUAGGUAUACAUACAUAAACACACACACACACACACACACACACACACACACACACACACACACACACAAACUUCUGUGUUUGUGUUUCAUUUUUUGUAGCACUUGUUAAAGACACUUUAAUAGAAUUUCCUGCCCGUGCUAGAUGUGGAUUUUGAUGAACCUGCUUAUUUUGUGAACUGUUCACUAGAUAUUAAUGUUAAAACUGUCCUUUUUAUUUUCUGCAGUGAAUCUGUAGUAUUAAUUUUGUUAGCCAUCUGGGCUUUGGUAUCCCAGUAUUACACUACAUAAUAUAUGAAGAAAGGAUCUAAAAAAGAUUACCCUACCUUUAUGAUUAGGUGUUAAUUUAUACCCCUGUAAUAUGCUUGUGUGUUUUGAUGUUUUGUCAGGUGGAAGGUUGUACAUGUUUCACUUGAUUUUGUUCUUUAUUAUCCACAUAGUUCAAGAUAUUCAGGGACAUAUAACCAGUAUGACCCAUGUGUGUCAUAAUGAUUUCACAUGCACAACGAAUGACGUAAUUUUGUAAAGCGACGUCAUAACUUAAUG
Molecule: messenger RNA, 7889 nt
Organism: Gigantopelta aegis
Lineage: Eukaryota; Metazoa; Mollusca; Gastropoda; Neomphalida; Peltospiridae
Product: kinesin-like protein KIF27
Exons: 35
Coding region: 410-4645 (1411 amino acids)
Biological process (GO): microtubule-based movement; mitotic spindle organization
Molecular function (GO): microtubule motor activity; ATP binding; microtubule binding
Source: RefSeq, a predicted model, not a curated record